AGAAACUUCAUACAUAUUGUAGUUUGCUUUCGUCUUAUUUACUAUUCAACAUUCGAGCAUCGUAGUAUAUUUAGCCAACGUAAAAAAAAUACAAAAUUCUCAGCAGUUAAAUUUACAACAAAAUUAUAUAAUGUGUAAUGAUGGAUCGUGUACACUUCGUUGUAAAGCCUUAUUUUUGGCGGGUUGGUCGCUAGGCCAUGGACUUCUGAAUCUGAUCUUUUACCUUCAUCAAUAUCAAACUUCUCUUGGUUUAUGGUUUAUGGGCUCUGGUUAUUUUAUAGCCAUCGCAGCAUUUAGUGUCCUCUCCGUAGUAGGUGGUAUAUUAAUGUUGGUCGCAAUCUUCAAGGAUAUUAAAUGGCUAUUUUUAUUGGGACUAGUGUUAAGCUGGGGUCUCCCGGUCGUUAUCUGCUAUUUCAUUUAUCCACUUGUCAUACACAUUAUUUUUACUAUAUGUGCUUGUCGGUACUAUAAAGAAAUGUGAUGAAAAAAAAACAAAUGAAAAAUUUCUGUAAUCAACUGUCCAUGUUCUGACGAAAAGGGAAAUUGUAAAGUAAAUUGCACAAUGAUAACGGAAUUCAGCUAUUGUAUUUAUCCUGGGGGCCUGGACCGCAUUGAAUACCAACAACAACAAAAAUAGAAAUCUCUUGCCGGCAGCUCACAGCUUAUAAAUAGUUGCAGCAUAAUCAAUUUAUGGAUCGACUAUAAAAUUCGAUCUGCAGCUGUGAACUAAAACUCGAUUGCAAACACAAGGCGUUGGCCUUCAAGCUGCUGUAAACGCUUGAGUGACUCUUCUAUUUUGCUCGAUCCUCGGCAUAAGAAUUGGUUUCUCCAUUAAGGCGUUUUUCUUUGCUAUCGGCUGGGCACUAUUUCUAAAAAGUUAGGAAAGUAUUGAAAUUAAAUAAAACGUUGUAUGUGAGUUCAA
Drosophila mojavensis is the source of this 922-nucleotide messenger RNA. RefSeq lists its product as uncharacterized. The coding region runs from base 131 to 481 and encodes 116 amino acids. NCBI's taxonomy places the organism in Eukaryota, Metazoa, Arthropoda, Insecta, Diptera, Drosophilidae. The transcript has 4 exons. The record is from RefSeq and is a predicted model, not a curated record.